AGGAAAUGGAUGGCCUGCAAACGUUGUGCUCCGCUGCACUCCGCCACUUGCGGCAGCCAGAAUGCACAGGAAACGUCUUUCUUUUUUUUUUUAAGUUAUUACAUUAUUGACUCAUUCAUUUCGGGGUUUUUUGUUGCUAUUUAAACCUAUUUUUAAGGUUUUUUUGUGCUUUUCGUGAGGUUGGUGAGUUUGGGUUGACUUGAUUAUUCAAGCUUCUUCGGUCAAGCCAAGCCAAGUUCGACUUGUUGAGAAUUUGCCAUGAGAGUGAGUACGUAUGAGGGAGCAUGUGUAGGAUGUAAACAUGACUUUAUUAUAAACUAAAUCAUGAAGCUCUGGUGUUUGAGCUGCAUAUGGCCACUCGUAUCAUGCUUCUGCAUCUCAACUGUGUGCUCUGCCAGGCUCGAGCAGACGGACGAAGUUCCCUCGGUGCAGAUCGUUACCCUGACAAGGCUCGAAGACACCAGGCCCACCGUCUCGUCGGGAGAUGCGAGGCAGCAGACGGCCCCUACUCCGGCCACGGCGCAGCCCCGGCCCGGUGUGCGUCCGGCCUGGCUACUGGCCCUUGGGGUGGGUGCCGUGCUGCUGCUGCUGCUGGCUGGGCUCUGCCCUCUGCUGGCGUGGUGGUUGCAGCGCAAGCCACUCCCUUCCAAGGGCGACCCCGAACUGUGGCUGGGGCCUCCUCCAGCCGGCGGCGACACGCUUCCCCUGCAGUGCGUGCCCACGGCAGUACAGUCCGCGGGGCCCAGCCCCCUGCACAGGACAAGGGGUCUCCUGGAGAGGCGGGGAUCCAAUGCCUCCCUGACCCUGGAUCUCCAGCGCACGGGCAACUCGGACAAGCAGGGCUCCGGGCCGUACCUGGCAAGCCGGAGGCUGACUCGAGCCCAGCUGCGCUCUUGCCUGAGCAACGUGGCUGCCCUUCACUCAGAGUUUUGGGACAUCCCGAUGAACCACCCCGAGCGAGCGGCCGUUCCGGGCUGUGGCGGCAAGAACCGCUACCGGAGCAUCCUGCCGAACGAGCACAGCCGGGUGCUGCUGGGGCCCCGGGGAGACUACAUCAACGCCAACCGGCUGCGGGGCUUCAAGGGGGCCCGCAGCGCCUACAUCGCCACCCAGGGACCCCUCCCGCACACAGUGGCCGACUUCUGGGCCAUGGUGUGGCAGGAACGGGCGCCCGUCAUCGUCAUGAUCACCAACUUAGUCGAAGACGCCAAGGUGAAGUGUGAGCAAUACCUGCCAGAGGGAGAACCCCUCCGCUUCGGGGAGAUAGGAGUGGCGGUGCUGCGGACAACGCCUCGGGACGGCUACACCCUGCGGGAGCUGGCUCUAGAGUGCCGUGGUGAACAACGGCGGGUGGCUCACCUGUGGUACACGGCCUGGCCGGACCAUGGCACACCUGCCUGCCCCCAGCAGCUGCUGUCCCUGGCCAGGGAAGCCGAGCAGCUGCGCUCAGAAACCGGGCCUCUCGUCGUCCACUGCAGUGCGGGACUAGGCCGCACGGGCUGCUUUGUGGCCAGCAGCAUCGGCAUGCAACAGCUGGAGGCCGAAGGCAGCGUGGACGUGCUGGCCACCGUGUGUGCCCUGCGUGGGGACAGGGGCGGCAUGGUCCAAACCGCCGAGCAGUACGAGUUUGUGCACCGGACCCUCUGCCUCUUUGAGCAGCAGCUGCCGUGAUUGGGCCGCCAAGGGCUCUGUCUCGGGCCUCCCGGGCGACAGUCUGGUCUCCUUGGGCAUGGUGUCUUUGGGAACUGGAGUCCUUGGGCAUUGUCCUUUGGCACUGUGUCCUUGGGAACUAUAGUCCUUAGGAAUCUGUGCUCUUGGGCACAGUAUCCUGGUGACUGGUCCUCAAGGACUGGUGUCCUCGAGAGCUGGGGCCCCUAAAGACCGGUGUCUCGAGAACUGGUGCCCUUGGGAACUGGCGUCCUUGGGCACCGGUGGACUAACAUCUGACGGCAACGUGCUGGGUCGUUUGAGACACGUCCAGCACUACGUAACCAACGGGGGACAAGGCAAGGCAGUUGAUUGGUGCCAGUGAACACUCAACCCGCUGGUGAUCUUUUUUUUUUAAGACAUUGGUUAAGUUUUAGUUGCGGGUAAGUGAUAGGCCCUACGAGGUAUGCACUUACCCAACUGCCAAAAUGGUAACCGAACAGCCACAUGCUUAUCAAUUUCUUGACGCAAAUGCGGCAGAAAAGUCGCUGGAGCGAAGAUGCGUCGUCCGUUGAUUCCGGUCGUUGGCACUGACAAAAGCCCAAUUGAUCUUUAAAGAAGCCUUUUAACGACGAGCAAGAACUUUGCCCUCUCUAAUAUGCAUGGCUUGGACAGGGGGAGUGGCUAAGUGCAUGCCCAGUAGGGACUUUGAACAUGCCUGCGACUUUUCGAAUGAGCUGCGAGUAUGCUCUUGUUUGCACCGUGCGUGUCUCCUUCCUAGUACGUUCUGUGCCCGUGGCCAGUGGCGAGAUCCCUGGCUCCCUGCCCGGUGACUCUCCCGGUUUUGCCCCGAGGUUCGCCAAGCGACGUGGACAAGAGGUGCCGACGAAGUGAAGCACUGGUGGCAGACUGUGCGACCAAAACCGUUCGCUCGUGACGGACCUUUCGAAACGACUAUUCCUCACCGCCGUUCGCUCGGAAGGAGAGCUUCUUCUAGUCCCGCAACCUCCUUGUGAAUUGCAGAAUGCCUUCCCUUACUGGAACUUGGAAGCAUCCAGUGCUGUUUCUACAUCUCCUUCACCAAACGCAAGGUGGACAAGACAAUUUUAAAAACAAGUUUUCGGGGGUUUUGUUUCCCCAACAUAAAGCAGUCACAAAUGCUGCGACCUGGUUUUUU
Messenger RNA from Ixodes scapularis (black-legged tick), 2824 nucleotides. Its product is annotated as tyrosine-protein phosphatase non-receptor type 5. Gene Ontology annotation, molecular function: protein tyrosine phosphatase activity. The record is from RefSeq and is a predicted model, not a curated record. The transcript is spliced from 13 exons. Lineage: Eukaryota; Metazoa; Arthropoda; Arachnida; Ixodida; Ixodidae. The coding region runs from base 325 to 1671 and encodes 448 amino acids. Gene Ontology annotation, biological process: protein dephosphorylation.